AUGGGCAAAUGCAGCGGUUAUGCAAAGCUUGGAGGAUUGGUGUCCAGGGAUCAAUCCGUUAGUGGCUACCAUUUUGCCAUUCUCUUGUCUCCCGUUCUCUCCUUCUGGGAUUGCAUCGUUCGGAAAAUGAGCAUAGCGGGUAAACCCGUAGUGAGGAAAGUGAAGAAGAAGCAGGUGAAAGGUGAGAUGGACCGCCUCAAACAGGCUGAGAAGAAGAAGAGGCGCCUGGAGAAAGCAUUGGCUACUUCAGCUGCCAUUAGGUCCGAACUAGAGAAGAAGAAGCAGAAGAAGAUAGAAGAACAACAGAGGCUCGAUGAAGAGGGUGCUGCAAUAGCAGAGGCAGUAGCGCUGCACGUUCUGCUUGGCGAGGACUCCACUGAUGAUUCCUGUCAGAUUGUACUACAAAAAGAAGAAGGGUUCGAGUUCAACCCGUGGGAUUGUGCCCCUGAAAAUCUCAAUAUCUACAUGGACAAGAGUGGAGCAUCAUUCCUCCCACAUCAUUACUGUGCCGGCGGGGAUGGUGAAUGGUCGUCGUUCUCUUAUGGCUCCCUUGGUGGAAUGGAUGUACGAGGAUCGUACUUUGGUGAUGAACGUAGCUGGGGAGCUGCAGCGGAGUUCUCGGCUGGUCUUAUUGCGGCUCAGGCUGUUUCAUCUCUACAGAUUGGGGAGGAUGAUGCUGUCGACACAUUCGUCUUGGACGGAAUGCUGAGGGGGUAG
Molecule: messenger RNA, 717 nt
Organism: Linum trigynum
Lineage: Eukaryota; Viridiplantae; Streptophyta; Magnoliopsida; Malpighiales; Linaceae
Source: the annotation of a GenBank genome assembly